CUUCAAUUGUUCAAGUUACUCCGCAUUUUCGACUUAUUAAGGUCUAUGUCCGUAUAAAUCUCGAAUUGAGAAGUCCCCUUUUUCGCUUUGAAUCACACCACAACCCCCGGCCAUCUAGACGAGCUCCGAGCGAGGUCCGAUCCGGACCCCAUUUAUUGAUUUCAGGAUGCCGCCAGUAGGAAGAAUUGUCGGUUUGCGCCGAAAUGGACAAAAGCAAGCCUGUGAGCCAUGUAGAAAGGGAAAGAUGGGAGUAGGUCUCAUUUUCUUGAACUCCAAGCUCUCCUUUUGGCUGUUUCUAGAGCAAGAAUAACCCACAAAGUCUCUACUUUCUUACUCCUACUACUCCCGAGAAAGUCUAAAAAAGCAUGCUGAUUCCAAUACCCUGGGAUACAGUGCGAUCAUAAUGCUCCUUUUUGUGGGAGAUGCGUCAGAAGGAGAAUGACAGACAGAUGUCUUUAUCAUCCAGCCCCAAUGACCAAAAUACGACCUCCAACCAACCUGCAAGAUUCGGAAAUUCAACUCCCGUCACCUCAACAAGUAAACCCGCCUUCUCAAACGGAAGCUUCGCUGGGAUUGAUGUCAUUGUCGAGUCCAGUCAUACUUCAAGAAACUCCUAUUGAAGGAAACGUUCAAAACAUUCCACAAGAAGUCAACGGUGAAAUUCAAAAUCAUUUUCGCGGUUAUGUAGCCCCCAAGGUUCCCAAUGAUGGCAGCUGGAAGACCUCGCUUUACCCACGCUCAGCUCGAUAUAAUGGACCUACAAGCUUUUCCGCAGUCUUCUCCGAGCAUAAAAGUGAAAAUAUUGAAGAUAUACUGGAUAUAGAUGAGAAUACUCGAAAACAUCCCGGGGCUUGGCCAUUCGGACAACCCUUGCGUAAGGGACCCUCUUUGUUCAUUCCUUAAAGAUUUUCACUUUCAUCCUCACAAUGAAGCCCAUGCUGCUGUUUUGUUCGUGGUUCUUAAGCUAAUUGAAACAUACAAGUCGGCAGACAGCGACCCUCGGCGCCGGACAUGAGAAGGAAUGAUUUAGUUAAAGUUCUGUCGAACAUUCCUUCGCAAGAUACAUGCCAGAAACUGCUGGAAACAUCCGUUUCUUUGAGCAACCUUGUACUGAGCCCUGUCAUGAUCCGACAUUGCAUUUCCAAAUUGUGGUCAACGUAUGCGAAUUUUCUACUAGUAAUCCCACGGCCAGGGGAUGUAAACCAGAAAUACAACCUAGCCAUCUUCGCUGAUCACCUAUUUGAAAAUGAGGAACGACCGUUAUCACCAACGCCUGAAGAUGGUAUUGAGUGGCUUGAUACAUUUACUGGGACAAACCUCCGCAUAGAAGUGCUUGGACUUUUGUUUUGCUUUUUUGGGAGCGCCUAUCUUGCGCUGCAAGAUUCAGACCCUAUUUUCCAGAUGUCGGAAAACGAUGACAGGAAAAUCGUAGGUAGAAAAGAAACAGCAUGGAGGAUGACUGAAUGUGCUGAUGUUUGCCGGAAACAUUGCCACUUUUCCGAAACGGUUAACGAGAUCGUUGUCGCUCUCGUUUACAGUAUACAUGUUUUGGAAAGUAGCUGCGCUGGUAACGAUAGUACGUAAUCUCUUUCGCCUGAUGAUGAUAUUUGGCUGACAUAGCUAGGUUACCUAACGAGAUGUCGACAUGGAGACAUGGUAACAACUGCCAUCACAGCUGGACUUCAUAGACUCCCAGACUACUCCAACACCAAAAUAACAACCGCUUCCGAAUACAAAAGGAGGCUUUUCUCCAAUGUAUACUACGCGGACAAAUCAGAUUCGUCGUUGAAUGGAAUCCCGCCUGUGCUAAGUCGCCUAUAUUGCGACGUAAAGCCAUGUCUUGACCUUUCGGAUGAACAAUUAUUUCUGCCACAGCAUGAAUUCGCCAACGAGAUCUCGAAACUAGACACCAAUGGAUGGAAUACUGAAGGAGAAAUACAUUCUAUUACCGCGUCUCGAGCAACAUGGCAAUUUUGUGUCAUCCGUGAAGAGAUUUUAGAAUCAGCGCUAGGAGUGAACGUCUUCAUAGCAGAGAGAAAUAUAUCGUAGGUUCUUUCUACUGUUGUUGUUUUUGCUCGAGCUAACAGAUGUGAUAGAGAUCUUCGCAAUCGCUGUCAGCGAGUCCUGGAUAAUAUCCCUGAACAACUUCGUUACUGCGAGACUGGAAAAAUCCCAAAGAAAAGCACUGGUAGCAAUCUAUUCUCCCAAGCAAGUGUCAUGCUUGAUUUUCUCCAAAACCUAUUCCUUAUUGAGCGAGUCGCUUCCGCUCGCGGGCUUUCAAAUGCUCCCAGCCUCAUAUCCACAGCAAUGGAAACUCUGGAGUUGGUAUUGAUGUUCUGGAUGAGAAGAGAUGAACUCCAGCCAUAUAUCUCAUAUUUCGAUUGGAUUGUGGGUUUUCCUAUGCCUCAUCUUUUCCUCACCUCUUCCUCCAGUGCAAUCUUCUUCCAAUACUGACUUCAACAACAAAGAUAACAUUCUACGGCAUCCCAAGCGCAGGAGUACUAUGCGUCGAACUCCUCAAAGGCUCACAAUCCCCCCUUCAAAGCAUCCAGAGUCCUCCGAACCAACACCAAAACGGAGCACCCUCUCGCUCAGAUGCAAUUCAAAAACUGACUCUCUUCAUCGGAUUUCUAGAAUGGAUUCGUCCCACGGAUGGAAAUUAUAAACUCGCAGGACGGUUGAUAAAAGUUGUGAGAAAGGUCUUAGACCAUGUUCUGGAUCCACAGUUCAGUACUGUAUCGGCUAAUCAGGAUCAAAGUAAUGGAAACAUGAAUGGGAAUGUGAACGGUAAUGGGAGUAUGAUUGAUCCUAUUUUGUCGGAUAUUAGUGAAGGAUUUGGGGAUGGGGCGGAGGAUAUGGACUGGUUGGGGAGUAUCGAUUGGACGCAGGGAAGCUGGAUUGCACUCUGAAUCCCAAGGCUUUUGGACGAUUAUGGUUUAAUGGCAUGAUCGAUUGUGUUAAUAACAUGGACAAAAAAAG
Molecule: messenger RNA, 2979 nt
Organism: Hymenoscyphus albidus
Lineage: Eukaryota; Fungi; Ascomycota; Leotiomycetes; Helotiales; Helotiaceae
Source: the annotation of a GenBank genome assembly